AUGGAUCCGUUCAGCUUGACUGUUGGCGCUUUAGGUAUCGCUGGAGCAGCGGUGCAGAGUAUUCAAUCAUUAAUCCACGAGAUCGAGGCCAUCAAAGGUGCACCAGAUGUGAUAGCUGGUCUCAAGGACGAGCUGACGGGUGUGGAGGCCAUCCUUCUGGCCUUGAAUAAUGCGCAGAAGAACUCCCAGCUUGAACACCUCACACCCGAUGUGAGGAAGGCGCUGUCGUUGGCCAUCAUGCAUUGCCAAAAAGCCUGCAGUGAUUUUCGCACAAAGAUAGUACGGUGGACGAAGCGCUCGGGUGAAAAGAUGCACGUGUGGGAUCGUGUCCGUGUCGGCUUGUUCGCUGAACGAACUGUUGAGACUUUAUGUGAGCAGCUCAACCGCUACAAAUCUACCAUGGACACAGCAGUCAGCACCGCAAUCUUGUAUGUAUUCCAUUUCUGA
Molecule: messenger RNA, 447 nt
Organism: Penicillium maclennaniae
Lineage: Eukaryota; Fungi; Ascomycota; Eurotiomycetes; Eurotiales; Aspergillaceae
Exons: 1
Coding region: 1-447 (148 amino acids)
Source: RefSeq, a predicted model, not a curated record